AAAAAAAAAAAAAAGUUCAUCUUUCUAUCGUUCUAUCAUUUAGGAAAAAAGAAAAUAAAAAUGUCUACAGCAUUUAUACCUGCAGAGUCUGUGGCGCCUCGUUUAAAGGUGCACCAACAGACAUUUCGCUUCAUGGACCAACACCCAGUUUACAUUCAAGUGAUUGCGAUGGACCAUUCUGCAUGGGUUUGGAUCUCUUCAGCUGCUCGUGCACUUUUCCAAGCAACACAGCAACAACAGCCACAGCAACAACAACAGCAAGAUAGUACUGGAGGCAAAGGAGGAGGAGGAGGAGGAGGAGGAGGAGGAGGAGGAUCAUUUGGAGAUUUUGCUAUGGCAAUGCCUCCUUUCCGACCUGGACAGGCUCCAGUGUCUAGUUUGUUGCUUGGAAAUUCAUUAGAAGAAACAUCUACAAGUAUAGCACGUCGUCUAGCUACGAAAUUCAAGUGUCAAUUCCUAGUCAAUGUUGAUAUUCCACCUAGUAUGGAUAAUGAAAUGUUGGUAGCGUUUGCAGAACGUAAGCUGUUGGAGAUGUUACAAUCGAUUGAUCUGAUGGGAUCCAUAACAAAGUCAUGAAGAGGCAAAGGACCAAGGAUAAAGGACCAAGGAUAAAGAAAUAAGGAUCUUAAAAGAAGCAAGCAAAGGAACGAGUUACCAAUUAGCAGCCUUACAAACCUAUAGAAAUGUAAAAAAAAAAAAAGUUUCCUCUUCAUCAUCAUCUUCUUCUUUUUCUUUCCUCUUUUUCUUCUCCUUUCUUCAAAAAACUUGAACUUUGUAUGAACACUGUAGACAUCUUUAUAUUAAAUUUACAACAAC
Molecule: messenger RNA, 816 nt
Organism: Lobosporangium transversale
Lineage: Eukaryota; Fungi; Mortierellomycota; Mortierellomycetes; Mortierellales; Mortierellaceae
Exons: 3
Coding region: 61-576 (171 amino acids)
Biological process (GO): proteasome assembly
Source: RefSeq, a predicted model, not a curated record